ACGGAAAUGAAUAUUCAUCUAAGUUGAUGUUUGUUUUAUACUUAUUAUUCAUGAGUUUGUCAAUUUUUACGCUCAUGUACUUUGUAAAUGGUUGUGGGCGGUGCAUGCAGACGAGAUCAACUCUUUCGAUUGUUGCUCCCAGCAUGUUGAAGCAAGAUCCUGUCAUGCAAAGCUCAGACAUUUCUCAGAGGCCAUAGCUGAAAUAACCAACCAUGAGCUGCUUGUGCUGCUGUUUCAGGCCUCCAAAUGAGGAGGAACCGAAUUCACUCGUGAAGAAGAACGAUUCCCCAGCAGCAAGUCCCAGGAAAUCUUAUGGUGCUAUUACUAUUCAAGAAGAGACGCCUGCUACAAAACCAGCCUCGCCUCCCGGAAAAUCACCUUCUGAACUUUUGUACACUAAACCACCACAGUCAGCCCGUGUGAAAUCGCCAGAGACCAUAAAAGAUGGAGAGACAUCAAGCUCCAAGACGUCUCCGGAUAAGAGGACAUUGGCAGAGAUUGCAGAAACAGCCCAAAGAGUCACUAGUGCCUUCCCAGCUCAAAAGAAAACUAGAACUUCCACUCCAAGCCCGACAGUGGACAAUCACAAACAUGUGACAGCAGAGGACUAUGAGGAACGAGGAGUGGACGUUCCGUUGAUUCCACCUGGAGGUGAGACGUCUGCUUAUGGUAGUAAUGAAUCAAUGGAAUCUGACACAUGUCACUCAUUAGGCGAGGAGGAAAGUGAGGAUGCAAGGAUACUACGGAUGAUGCCCAGUGUAUCAGCAGCCCCAUCAUCCACUGGGUCUGGAGGAGGAUCGCAGACUCACCUGGUGCCAUCAUCCCCAGGAUCAUCAACUCAAGAUCUCUCAACCGGAAAGAAAAAAACCAAGGCAAAGGACUUCAUGAAAAAAGCAGGAAAGAAUAUGAAGAAGGCCAAGAAGAAAGUUGGUAAAGGGAUGGAGAAGAUGAUCCAUAGUAAGAAGAAGGAAGAGGAGACAAAAGGCCAUGGUGAUACCAAAGAAAGAGCUGAUUCAUCAAGUCCCAAUGAGACUUCAUCUCCCAGUGGCCAGUUCAAAAGGGUCAGCUCAGAGCGCAUGAAGUCAAAAUAUGCACGAGAUAAACUUGCUGCUCUAGAGAAGAAGAAGGAGGAGGAAGCAAGCCAUAAGUCUUCACAAGGAUUUCCAGACCCAAGACAGGCUGCCCUGGAGCGAGGUGAGAAGCUGGGUGAACUGGAGGAUAAGACAGAGCAGAUGCGGGACCAGGCAGCCAGCUUUGCUCACAACGUGGCCUUGUUGAAGAAUCGUAACGCCUCAUCGAGUUGAUGAUAGAAACACCUCAUCUUCAUGGAAACCUCUUCUUCUCUCUUCCCUUCUCUCUCUCUCAGAUGAGACGAUGCGUAAACGAGGAUGGAGAAAGCAUUAUCAUUAUUUUAUGAGUUUAGAGAAAGAUGAAGCGUGAUAUAUACCAUAUAUUACAGCAAAAGGUACCUAAUUAUAAGUUGAUAAUUAGAAGUGAUGCUAUUAUUCUGUUGUAUUGGAUGGCUAGAAGGAAAUGAACUCUGAGUUAAGACUUAUUUUACGAGAUAUUUUAUGGUCUUGGGGACAGACUCUAUAUACAGACCUGAUUUCCCCUCAAGUUUAUACAUUAAUACUGCUUUCAAACUGGCUUUUAUCGGAGUCACACCAAUGAAAAUACAGAUUGAAUUUUCCUUAUAUAAACAAAGGUGAAACCGCCAUUUUUUCCUGCUGUCACUUCCAUACUGCCAGUGAAAUUCACUCGCUGUGGCGAGCCCUUGCCGGAAGUGAAGAAUUAUAACGUAAUUAUUGAGCCCGCGCCCCAUCUAGCUGGCAUGCAGCAUGUUCAACCAUAAGUCAACAAACACAGCUGGUUACGAUAAAGCGCGCGUAUACUGCGACCUUUGACCAUUUUAAUCGCUGUUUUCUCCCGAACGCAUUCACGGUAGCUGUUUCAUCAGUGUCACACCGAUAGAAUGAGAAUUUAAUCGCCUAUUUCUCUUCUUUUCAUCGGCUAUUUAAUCAGCUUUUUCUCCUCUGUAGCAUUAAUAGUGGCCAUUUCAUCGGAUGCGUUCGGAUGCAUCCAAUGAAAAUCAGGCCAGUUUGAAAGGGGUAUUAGAGAGAAAAAAAUGAUGAUUCUAGAUGGAACUUCAGGAUUUUUUUGAAGAAAAUACAAAUGACAUUGAGAUAAUGUCAACUUAGAUAAAAGAAUGUCAAAGUUAUUUAUUAUUCUUAUUUGUGUUGAACACAGUAUUGGAGAUUACACACAGUUAUAUAGAAGAAUUUUCUGAAGACUGAGAUUCAAUAUCCGUUUAAGAGGAAAUGACUGUGAAACAUGAUUCAUGAAAAAAUGCCCUGUUCUAAAAAUCACUGGUAGUAUGGUGUUGAGUCAUAGAUAGAUAUACAAACCGCCCACCUGCAAAUCUGAAAUGCUUGUUUCCUAUUCAUAAUUGCAAACAUCAGACUGUAAAAGGGGGUUUAUGUAAUGUUUACCUCCAAGUAUUACAACUCAAUGAUUUCACCCUACACCAGUUCAUAGCAAUAUUAUUUGUUUUAUACUUUAUGUGAACUGAUAAUGGGGAAAAUGGAGAAUAGCUGAGAGCAAGAUAUAUGUAUUAUUAUCACUAUUAUCAUUUCCAUUUAUUAUGAAUUUCUUCCAAUGCUAUGGGUAAUGUAACUGGGAAAGCACAUGAUUUUCCUUCUCCACAUGGUCACAUUGAAAGGUUUAAUAGUCGGGAAACUUUGAGAUUUGCUUAAAACUAGGUGUUUUACAUGGUGAUCAUCUGGGCAGCAGUGUGCCAAUGUGACUUGCCAAUAUGCAAGGGACUAUUGGCAUGACCAACUGUCAUUUAUAAUAUGGUAAUACCUUAAAGUAGACAGCCAUAUCAAAUUACAAGUAUGGCCAAUUGAUUAUCACUAGAAACCAGGAAGCUUGCGGAUGACAAAAGUAUAAGUUUUAGGUCAACCGCAUAUUGAACAAUCCCCAGAUUAACACAAAUAAAAGCACCUCUCUUAGAUUUGUGCACAUCAGGGAACAAUCCUGCCUUAGCAGCCAACAUCCUUUAACUAAUGAACAUAUUUUCAGUGCAAUUAUUUCUUGAUAAUAAGAGUUUGAUAGAUUUUAAACAUGAACAAAUUUCACACCAUUUUAAAAGGGAAGUGAUGCUGAUGAUUAUAAUUAUAAUCCUUUGCUUAAAAACAUUCAUUGUUGACACAACUCAAUAUUAUUGUGAAAUUGCUAUAACCAACUAGUGACAUCUUCAUAAGUAGUCUCCCAGUCCUGUAAAAGGUAUGAUAAGAAUUUGUGUGAGCAAAGCAAAGCAGAUAGCAUCUAUGUAGCUGAAUUUAUAGUGUGUGAUUUAAGUCUCCGUUGGGGGAGAUAGUCUGGAGAUGAACACACAUUUUAGAUCUUCUUUUUCAUAUUAGUUAUUUAUUAAUUAUAAUUUUUUCUAACGCAACAACAUGAAUUUCAGCAGUUCUAGAAAGAAAUAUAAAAUAGGGUUUAGUGGUAUUGUAACAAACUGCUUCACUUAAAGGUUGUAUUUAAUGAUAAUAACCCUUUUCAUUUUUUUCAUUUUUUUGGUUUUGGUUUUGGUUUUGGUUUUUGAAUAAUUAAUGUAGUCAAUUUCUUGGGCAUUUGCAAUAUAUUAAUUGUUAUGGUUUUGAGUUAACGUUCACAUAUAACCACAAUGAUUGAUGUUACUGCAGUAUUUGGUGCUUACGGUAUCCAUUCUUGCCUUGCUUAACUGCAGUGAUGACAUCUAUAUUACGCAAGAUUUAACAUCCUCUUAUUUCAACCUGACAUGAAGUAAACUUGAAGCUAAAUUCACUUAAUUGUUUUUCCUUUUUGUAAUUAUUCUUCUCUCUUUCUUUCUUUUUCUGCCAGUGUCUGAUAUCAAUUCAAUUCUUUACUGACACAUUUACAUAUACUUAUAUAUUACUCAAAUCGUAUUUGAAAAUUUAGAAAUAUAGCUUCUAGAAAGUGCUUUGAUAAUGAAAGAAAAAUACAGUCAUGAUGUAAAGGCAGAUAAAAAGGGGGAAAAUAGAGUAAGAAACAUAUUUUCAGGAAAGAAGAAAUGGAGAUAACUGGAAGAUAUGAUGGGAUUAGAAACAGGAUUUAGGUGUUGGUAGCUGUUACUAAAUUGUAGAAGUAUGGGAAUAUUCAUGAGAUUUUUGUACAGUUCAGAUAUUGACAUUAUAUGAUAAGAUUAUAUACUAUUAUAAUUUGAUCUCAACAUUAAGUUGUCUUGUAUAUCAAACAAGCCACCUUCCAUUUGAUUGGAUGUAAUGUUAUGUCCAUGCUUAUUGCAAUGGAAAAUUCUGUAUCUUAUGAUUAAAGGAGUGCCUGUCCAUGUGUAUAGUUGAAACAAACCGAUGUGUCCUAGUCCAGUGGUAUAACACGUGACCAUGGGUUCACGCCCCAGCACAGCACUAGCGUCCCAUUAGGAUUCAUUUCCUUAAAUUUUGUGAGCAUCAAAACCAUGAGUCCAGCUAAAUGUGAGAGCAUUUGAUAAGCUUGGACAUUAGGAGACAAGAUGCAGUAGUUUCCAUUUUUGGUUUUGGACCAACAAUGUAUAUGUUUCACAAAUGUGCUAUUACAAGAUCAAAACAAUGGCCUUUUUAAAAACUCACAUACAUAAUGAUCUUUUUACAUUUCAUAUUUUGCCGAUAGGGACCUUAAAAAAGCAACUGCCUACUUCAUUACACUCACAUUCAGAUGUAAAUAUUAUUCUAUAUUUUGUACCAGUGUUUUGCCUUUUAUAUGUCAUUUUUAUGUGGACUACUCUCAAGGUUCCUAAAGGGCCGUUCAGAUAUGACGCGGCUCAGCCACAGCGUUUUGUUUUUAUGAUGUAAAGUGUAAUACACUUCACAUUUCUCUAUCCUAUAACACAGAGGUCGGUGAAUACAUGUAAGUUCUAUGCUCCACGCAGUUGUCAUUCAUUUACACGUUUUAAAAAAAGGUGGUGGCUUUUUAGGCUAUAUCUGAACAAGCCUCAAGUCUAAAGAUAUGUUACAGAUAUAUUUAUGUGAUUCUUUGUUAGUCAAGAUAUAAACGAUUCAGGAAAAUCAGACAAUGUUUCUUAAUCCGUGGCUACAAAAAACCAAUAGAGUUAAUUUGUUGUUACAUAGACACCCAUGAUUGCAUGUUGUAGCAUACUGGUUAUCAUUGUAUUGAUUUAUUUGUUGUAGGUUCGGUGAGUGCAUGUACUUAACUCAUAGCCUGCCAUUAGGCUGCAUGCACGCUAUUGUUAUAGUGCUUUGUACACGCAAGCAAGCUAGUGCUUCUCUGCUUCUUGCAGAGGUAGUACUGUACAUUGUGUAUUACAAACUUUGAAAUCAAAUGGUUUCUUACUGUGGCUUGACAUACAAUAAAACAAUCCCUGAAGUUGGAAGAAAAA
Messenger RNA from Strongylocentrotus purpuratus (purple sea urchin), 5395 nucleotides. RefSeq lists its product as uncharacterized. Lineage: Eukaryota; Metazoa; Echinodermata; Echinoidea; Camarodonta; Strongylocentrotidae. The transcript is spliced from 5 exons. Bases 213 to 1304 code for a protein of 363 amino acids. The record is from RefSeq and is a predicted model, not a curated record.